Molecule: messenger RNA, 2088 nt
Organism: Megalops cyprinoides (Indo-Pacific tarpon)
Lineage: Eukaryota; Metazoa; Chordata; Actinopteri; Elopiformes; Megalopidae
Gene: nek7
Product: NIMA-related kinase 7
Exons: 11
Coding region: 341-1246 (301 amino acids)
Biological process (GO): protein phosphorylation
Molecular function (GO): protein kinase activity; ATP binding
Source: RefSeq, a predicted model, not a curated record
UAUACCUCUGGCGCUGGCCGGGAAUGGUGAACAGCUGAGCUACAAGUCUUUUAAUAAAGCAUAGCGAUCGCACUUUCCAGUAAUACUGUAAAGGUAUAGACUUGAGAGUUUUGCCCGAAUGCUACAGUGCCACGCAAGUAGCAGCCCUUAAACGAAGUUAAACCUGGCCUUGGAUUAAAAAAAGUCGCCCGGGCAAAGACAACCGCCAUCAUCUCAGAAGUCCUUGACUGCGAAGGCACAGCUAAGGCUAUCACUUCCUGGAAACACCAAAAAGCUGCCAUUGUUUUGAAACCCCAUGUUCAUAAGCACAAGGGUUGCAAGUGACUGAGCUCCCGUCGCCAUGGAUGCCCAACCGCAAGGCCAACAGGCUGUAGUUCCUGUGUUUCAGCCUCAGAAGCCUCUACAGCCAGAUAUGGGUCACAAUUCCUUAGCCAAUUUUCAAAUUGAAAAGAAGAUCGGAAGAGGACAGUUCAGCGAGGUCUACCGGGCCAGAUACUUGCUAGACAACACAUCAGUAGCUUUGAAAAAAGUUCAGAUAUUCGACUUGAUGGAUGCCAAAGCUCGGCAAGAUUGCAUCAAAGAGAUAGAUCUCCUUAAGCAACUGAACCACCCCAAUGUAAUCAAAUACCAUGCAUCCUUCAUUGAAGAGAAUGAGCUAAAUAUAGUUCUGGAGCUUGCCGAUGCUGGGGACCUCUCACGGAUGAUUAAGCACUUCAAGAAACAGAGGAGGCUGAUCCCUGAGAGGACUGUGUGGAAGUACUUUGUGCAGCUAUGCAGUGCUCUGGAACAUAUGCACUCCCGACGCGUCAUGCACAGAGAUAUAAAACCGGCUAAUGUGUUCAUUACUGCCACUGGGGUAGUAAAACUGGGGGACCUCGGCCUGGGCCGGUUCUUCAGCUCCAAAACCACAGCGGCUCAUUCUUUAGUGGGUACCCCUUAUUACAUGUCUCCCGAGAGGAUACAUGAAAACGGAUAUAACUUCAAAUCUGACAUCUGGUCGCUAGGCUGCUUGCUCUAUGAGAUGGCUGCUCUCCAGAGCCCCUUCUACGGAGACAAAAUGAACCUGUACUCACUGUGUAAGAAGAUCGAGCAGUGCGACUACCCACCUCUCCCAUCCGAUCACUACUCUGAAGAGCUGAGGAAGUUAGUAGAUAUGUGCAUCAACCCUGAUCCAGAGAAGAGGCCUGAUAUCACCUAUGUGUAUGACAUUGCCAAACAGAUGCAUGCCAUGACACUUGGCAGCUAAAUCCACAGAGUAAGAGAGAGAGAGACUAUUUUUCUGCUCUCCAAAGGAGGAGGACUGGUGGAGAUCUCCCACGUAGUUUGACGAUAUAAUUGAUUUCUCACUUCCGGUGAGCCCCAUGUUACUUAAAUGAAGUAAAAGAAAAUGGUGCAGCUCUUCAAGCUGUGUGUUGGGUUUUACAUGAAUUCCAGCCGUUUUUUAAACUGACACAGUCUGUUCAGAUGUUUGGAGUUAUCCGGAGUUGGAACGACAUUAGUGUUGAGUUCUAGCAGCCUGAUUGCCCAGUCAUGCAGGAACACAGCCUGGCCUGAGCACAAGUGCCUCAGUGCUUGAGUGGUUUUUAAAAACAUUUUAUUCCCCAUUAUUACGAGUAUGCUUUAUACAAUAUCACUUUAUUGAUGGCACACCAUGUUAAUCAUAUUGGCUAAUAUACCCACACACAGACAUAGAAACACAUGCACACACACACCCAUAUCAGGAGCAUACAAACAUACAGAUCAGCAGUGGCAUUGUUACACUUUACAUACUGAAAUAAAGACAAAUCAAGUAUUUAGUAUCACUUUGCUUUGAUUGCAUUUUUAUUGGCACAGAAAGAAUGUACAAUUGUGGUCUGGUGUAGAUUGUAGUUUGAAAACAUCAUUUUAUUUGCUCCAUCUGUGACAGUAAGCCACGCAACAGGAAUUAUUGAAAAGUCACAUACAAAUGAUGUUGUUGGAAACAGUUUGACCAGUUCAGCUUCUAAAUGAAAUUGCUCUGAAUCUUGAUUUAUACAUUGAAAUGAGUCCAUCUUGCUCUUAAACCAUGUCUCACCAUUUCCAAAACUCAGAUGGUGAAAACUGAAGAAA